Molecule: messenger RNA, 5314 nt
Organism: Prionailurus viverrinus (fishing cat)
Lineage: Eukaryota; Metazoa; Chordata; Mammalia; Carnivora; Felidae
Gene: RNF111
Product: ring finger protein 111
Exons: 14
Coding region: 787-3795 (1002 amino acids)
Biological process (GO): positive regulation of transforming growth factor beta receptor signaling pathway; ubiquitin-dependent protein catabolic process; positive regulation of DNA-templated transcription
Cellular component (GO): nucleus; cytoplasm
Molecular function (GO): SMAD binding; SUMO polymer binding; ubiquitin protein ligase activity
Source: RefSeq, a predicted model, not a curated record
CUGUCCGCCACCCCAGCGCAACCUGCAGCCGCAGCCAGCACCCGGAUGACGGGCGCGCGUGCGCACUGGCGCAGGGGACGGCGUCCGGCGCGCUCCUCAGAGCCGGCCGCGGCCACCUGGGCGGCGCGACCCCUUGCGUGGGCUGGGAGGUCAGGCACGUCCAACCGCACCAACGUCCGCUGCGCCGCGGUUCUCCCGCCUCUUCGUUAGCCAUUUUCUGGCAGCGUCUGGAGACUUGAGCAACAAUAGUGUCAGGCCCUUCGCGGCAUAGAUAGUUCGCGUGUUACUCAACACAGACCGAGGGGCGUGUGCGCGCCCUGAACCUCCUCCAGAGAGAUACUUUAUCAGACCUGCCGAAUAAUCGAAAAAAAUGUGGCCAGUGUGCACUAAAGAACGAGGCUGCCCGAGUUCCAAUCAAAAGACCGGAAAGAAACCGCGGGGCAGUUUUAGAAAAUAAAGAACGUAGAGGGCUCUGAGGGUGGCCUGGGUGACAGGUCCCACUAACUGGCUCAGGAGGAAACAUGCCUUCAGCCCGGGGAGGCUUCGUUUGUUUCAGGGCUGCCCUACUCGCUAGAAAAUCGGGACAACUGCCCCUCUGCGUUGGCCUCAGGUUACCGUCCUCUCCGGUGGACCUGAGGGCUCAACACGAAAGUGAUCACCGAGUGAGGAAGUUAGUUUAUAAGUACUCGUGACCAUUCUCAUACGGUCCCCGCCAAACUGGGGAUCCCAAGAGCAAUCACCACCUUAUGAGGGACCGGCCUGUACAAGCCUCCCUUAAAGUUUCCCAUGUCUCAAUGGACUCCUGAAUAUAACAAGCUCUAUACCUUAAAAGUGGAUAUGAAGAGUGAGAUUCCUUCUGAUGCGCCCAAGACACAGGAGAGUCUGAAAGGGAUCCUCUUGCAUCCACAGCCCAUUGGGGCAGCCAAAAGUUUUCCUGCAGGAGUUGAGAUGAUUAACAGUAAAGUGGGGAAUGAAUUCUCUCAUUUGUGUGAUGAUUCUCAAAAACAAGAGAAGGACAUGAAUGGUAACCAACAAGAGCAAGAAAAAAGUGUUGUUGUGAGGAAAAAACGCAAAAGCCAGCAGGCUGGCCCUUCUUACAUGCAAAAUUGUGUUAAAGAGAACCAGGGAAUAUUAGGAUUGAGGCAACACCUAGAAACACCAAGCGAUGAAGAUAAUGAUUCCUCUUUUAGUGAUUGUCUUUCUUCUCCUUCAUCUAGUCUGCAUUUUGGAGAUUCUGACACUGUGACUUCAGAUGAGGAUAAAGAAGUCUCUGUAAGACAUUCCCAGGCAAUUUUGAGUGCUAAAAGUAGAACUCAUAGUGCACGGUCCCAAAAGUGGCCUCGGACAGAGACAGAAUCUGUUUCAGGAUUGUUAAUGAAAAGACCCUGUUUUCAUAGCAGUUCAUUAAGGAGACUUCCAUGCAGAAAGAGAUUUGUGAAAAAUAAUUCCUCACAGAGGACACAGAAACAAAAAGAGAGGAUAUUAAUGCAGAGGAAAAAACGAGAAGUAUUAGCCCGAAGAAAAUACGCGUUGCUCCCCAGUUCUAGUAGUUCCAGUGAGAAUGACCUCAGCAGCGAAUCCUCUUCCAGCUCAUCAACUGAAGGAGAAGAAGAUUUGUUUGUUUCUACCAGUGAAAACCACCAAAACAAUCCAACUGUUCCCUCAGGAAGUAUUGAUGAAGAUGUUGUGGUGAUAGAAGCUUCCUCCACUCCCCAGGUCACUGCCAAUGAAGAAAUUAAUGUUACCUCAACUGACAGUGAGGUGGAGAUUGUAACAGUUGGAGAAAGCUAUCGGUCUCGUUCAACUCUUGGACACUCCAGAUCUCAUUGGAGCCAAGGUUCAAAUUCUCAUACAAGUCGGCCACAGGAGCCACGGAACCGCAGUAGGAUCUCUACUGUUAUUCAACCCUUGAGGCAAAAUGCAGCAGAAGUUGUGGACCUUACUGUUGAUGAAGAUGAACCUACUGUAGUACCAACCACUUCUGCAAGAAUGGAAUCACAAACCACAAGCACUUCCAUUAACAAUUCAAAUCCAUCUACCUCUGAGCAGACCUCUGAUACUGCUUCAGCUGUCACUGGUAGUCAACCCCCCACAGUGUCAGAGACUUCAGCUACUCUUACAAGCAAUAGCAUGACUGGUACUUCCAUAGGAGAUGACUCGAGGAGAACUGCAUCUAGUGCUGUAACAGAAGCUGGCCCUCCUGCAAUGCCAAGGUUACCUUCCUGCUGUCCCCAGCACUCACCAUGUGGAGGGUCGUCACAGAAUCACCAUGCAUUAGGACAUCCACACACAAGUUGCUUUCAGCAGCAUGGCCACCAUUUUCAGCAUCAUCACCACCACCAUCAUACUCCCCACCCGGCUGUCCCUGUUUCUCCCUCCUUUAGUGAUCCUACUUGCCCUGUGGAAAGACCUCCACAAGUACAAGCACCUUGUGGAGCCAAUAGUAGUUCUGGUACCAGCUAUCAUGACCAGCAGGCAUUGCCAGUAGACCUGAGCAACAAUGGUAUCAGAAGUCAUGGAAGUGGUGGUUUUCAUGGAGCGUCUGCAUUUGACCCCUGCUGCCCUGUUUCUUCUUCCCGAGCUGCAAUCUUUGGCCAUCAGGCUGCUGCUGCUGCCCCGAGUCAGCCAUUAUCCAUAGACGGCUAUGGAUCAAGCAUGGUUGCGCAGCCCCAGCCCCAGCCCCCUCCACAAGCCUCACUGUCAUCAUGUCGACAUUAUAUGCCACCUCCUUAUGCCUCCUUGACAAGACCACUUCAUCAUCAAGCCUCUGCCUGUCCCCACUCUCAUGGAAACCCUCCUCCUCAGACUCAGCCUCCACCUCAAGUGGAUUAUGUUAUUCCUCAUCCUGUACAUGCUUUCCAUUCUCAGAUAUCUUCUCAUGCAACAUCUCACCCUGUGGCACCCCCACCCCCGACUCAUUUAGCCAGUACAGCUGCACCAAUCCCUCAGCAUCUUCCUCCCACACACCAGCCAAUCUCACACCACAUCCCAGCCGCGGCACCUGCAGCACAGAGACUGCAUCCUCAUGAAGUGAUGCAGAGGAUGGAAGUUCAAAGGAGGAGGAUGAUGCAGCAUCCAACUGGUCUUUUUGUGUUCUGUGUUUCCAGGCGGGCACAUGAACGGCCCCCACCCCAUCCACAUAGGAUGCACCCAAACUAUGGUCAUGGGCAUCAUAUUCAUGUGCCUCAGACUAUGUCCUCACAUCCUCGACAAGCUCCAGAGAGAUCUGCCUGGGAGCUGGGGAUUGAAGCUGGAGUGACUGCGGCCACUUACACGCCUGGAGCGCUGCACCCUCACUUGGCCCAUUACCAUGCGCCACCUCGACUUCACCACUUACAACUAGGAGCUCUUCCUUUAAUGGUUCCUGACAUGGCAGGCUACCCUCAUAUUCGUUACAUUUCAUCAGGAUUGGAUGGAACAUCAUUCAGAGGUCCUUUCAGGGGCAAUUUUGAGGAACUGAUUCAUUUGGAAGAAAGAUUAGGAAAUGUGAAUCGUGGUGCAUCCCAGGGGACAAUUGAAAGAUGUACAUAUCCACAUAAAUACAAAAAGGUAACAACUGAUUGGUUCUCACAGAGGAAACUGCACUGCAAACAAGAUGGGGAAGAAGGAACUGAGGAAGACACAGAGGAAAAAUGUACUAUCUGUUUGUCUAUUUUAGAGGAAGGUGAAGAUGUGAGGCGCCUUCCCUGUAUGCACCUUUUCCACCAAGUGUGUGUUGACCAGUGGUUGAUCACCAAUAAGAAGUGCCCCAUAUGCAGAGUGGACAUUGAGGCCCAGCUGCCAAGUGAAAGUUGACACCAUGUCUCAGAACUCUUGCCCUCCCUCUCAUUCCCAUCCUCCUGGUACUGCAGUCAACCAAAGAUGGCGUGACUUACCUGCGCAGAUUUGGAAGCCUUGAACUUAGAGUGCGGCUCUGCUAUAUGGUACAACUAAUGCUAGACCUACAGUUUAUGUAUACAGUUGAGUUUGAUGUAUUUAUAAAAGCUUUUUUUUUCUAGGUUUGACAUUUUCCUGUAUCAUUUUACUGUAUUUUUGCAUGGUUCCUUGUAUUGCAUUUCUUUGCACAUAUUAUGGGCUUGUGACCCUAAACUUGCAGGCAAGAUUAGCUGCUUUAGUAAGUAGAAUUUUGUGGUCUUUUUGUUUUUUACAUAGUACCAGGUCUUGAGAAUUAUGAAUUUUUUUUAUCCAUUACUAACCUUUAAUUUAAUCAAUCAUGUGCUUUAGUUUAAUGUAUAAAGAUCCUCUAGAAAAUGAUAAUAUUGUGUAUUAAGACAUUCCUUAAUUAGGACAAAAUGGCUGCUGUAUAUUUACAAUAUGGAGUUCUGAGUUAAAUACCAUCCUUAAUACUGGGAACAGAAUACAAACCAUAUUCAAUCAGAUGCAGGUGGUAUUCACAUCACCAGAGUGAUCAAUAGACAUGUUCUUGGUGUAUCCUUUUCCUUUCAGCACAACGCAGAUAGAGUUGAAUAUUGAUAUCAUACAUAUAGACUGCUGUUCUGAUUGUAUUUAUCUUUUUCCUACAUCAUUUAGAACUUUAUUUCCCUGAUUCAGUUUUUGCUGCUGUGAAACAGCUCUGAUGAACACUAAAUAUUAAUUUCAAUUAGCUGGAUUGUACAUACUUGCAGAUUUAACAAAAUUUUAGGGAAAUUGAAGAAGACAUGUAGAAUUUUGUUCAGUCUUCUGCUAAGCACGUUACAGUAACGAUAUCUGCUUAACAUUGAUUUUGUAAUAAACACAGUCAGGAGUUAGAAUUGCAGUCAUUGGCAGGUAUCUAUGCAUUCAUAGAACUUCUAAAGGUCCCAGGAUCACUUUUAAGGGAUUUUAUUAGUUUAAAGAUAAAUAAAGUCAGCUGAAUCUACAUGUCUCUUGUUUUAUUUCUCUUUAAACUUGAAAACAGUAAAUCUGCAGAUACUGUGAGGCACAAACCUACUGUUGCUCUGGUUUUAGACGCCCACUUCAUACAUUACCAAGAGUCGAUCACUGAUUUAAAAAUUUUAAUUUCUAUAGUUAAGAUUUACUGCAUAAUAUAGAAUAUAAAGUUAAGUUAACGUACUAACAUUUCUCCUUUGGAGAAAGUUUUAAUCCACUUCAGGAUGCAUAUUAUCAAGAUACUUUCAUAUACAGGAUAGCCUAAUUUUAUUUGUCUAAAUAUGCUUAAUAUGCCCCAGAUUGCAAAUGCAUCAGUCAGUAACGUCACUGUCUGUAUGUGGAAGACAUGUUCCCAUGGAUCAUAUGUGAAGAUGUCAAUAAGCUUGCAUUAAGCCACCUGCUUUGUAAGUGGAUUGAUUAAUAAAUAACUUAUAUUUCUAUUGUC